Molecule: messenger RNA, 3022 nt
Organism: Aphanomyces invadans
Lineage: Eukaryota; Oomycota; Saprolegniomycetes; Saprolegniales; Verrucalvaceae
Exons: 11
Coding region: 319-2847 (842 amino acids)
Molecular function (GO): protein binding
Source: RefSeq, a predicted model, not a curated record
GCGACAGCUGGUAAUCGUGCGGCAUGGAUGGACAGCGCUCGACAUCGUUGGGCCUGCAUCUUGUGACCGAAAUCCUCCAUUUCCCCCGACAACCUUGCACCCUGCAGUCCAUGCCAUGAAUUUGUGGUGCCUUCGCUACUCGCGAGUCAAAAGCUUUCACAACUGUAGCUCUAUUCACUGCCAGGACAGCACUACGCGACGUAAACGAGGACUUGCAAGCUCCCGCGAGCGCAUCGCGUCCUCUUGUAACGGGUUCACACCAGGGGAGCCGUUUCGUUCGCACUGAGUUCGUAGGCUCGCCGUGUCCUUGUCGUGGUCAUGCAUGUUGCAAUUCGACAAGCCGAGCAAUGCGACCACCUGCGGCGGAUCUACGACCGCCGUGUGGACGCGUUGGAGCAGACCAUGCUCGUCCUGCUGCGGAACGCCCGCGUCUACGAAGAAACGGUCCACAACAUGCGCAACUUUGUCGCAACGUCGCUGCAGUGCAUGUAUCGCGGGUGGAAAGGUCGCGAGGUGGCGAGUUCCGCGCGACAUCGACACGUGUCUGCGAUUCAAAUCCAGCGAGUCAUCCGUGGCAGGCUAGGUCGCAAGAAGGCACUGCGGGAGCGGAGGCGGCAAAACAUGGUGCUCCAGAGCCCGUGGGCCAUGCGUCAGCUCUUGUCGCGCAGCGUCCUCAUCCGCACGGUGGGGUCAUGGCAAGAGUUCCUCGACCCAUGGACAAACGAGUUUUACUACUUUGAAAUGUACACGCAAGACAGCCAGUGGCAUCCCCCCGACGAGUACUCUGCGUUCCUCGCAUGCGACUGGGUCGACUGCCGCUUCAAAGCCAGCACGACCAACGAAAUCCACGAACACAAACGAACGCAGCACACAUGGUACUGCGAAGUGUGCCAGGGCCGCAAUGUCGGGUAUACGUUCCCCACGUGCCCCACGUGCACCGUCGUGAUGAAUACCCCGACAAUCGUGCCACCCCAAGACUGGCCCCUCGCUUCGAGGCGGCAAUCGAUGCCCCCGAUCGCGCCGGCCUUGGCCACCCCCCAGUUUCCAGACAAGCCCCCCGUGAUUGCCCCCGCGGUUUCCCCUGGGCUCAGGGCCACGCAGGUGGCAAAACCAGACGGGGAGUCCAACGGAGACAGUGGCGACGAUCUCAAGUCGCUUGCAAUCGAUGCGCGGCCGUUGCCAUGUGACAUGGAGGGACUCGACCAUUUGCUUUGGAUUAGCGCGUUCAAAGGAAUGGAAGAAGCGUUCGCCAAGGCGCGAUUCGCGAGUGGGAGCUUGUACGUGGGGAACUUUGUCCACGGCACGGUGUUUCAUGGGUGGGGCGAGUACUAUUACGCCAACGGCGACCGAUACCGUGGGCAGUGGCAUCUUGGUCAGCGGCAGGGCGUUGGGCUCUGGAAUAGCGUGUGCGGGAAACGAUAUCAAGGGCAGUGGAACCAAGGCCGCCGCCACGGCAUUGGACUUCUCCAGCAUCCCAACGGCGAGGUGUAUCAAGGCGAGUGGGUCGACGGAAAGAUCCACGGACGAGGCAUCCACACGAGUGCAAACGGCGACUGCUACGAAGGGGAAUGGGUCGCUGGCGUACAUCACGGCUUUGGCACGUUUUCUCGGGUGGACGGGAGCUCGUACAAAGGAAUGUUUGAGCAUGGAAUGGCCCACGGCAUCGGGAUCCUGUCCGCGAAUGGCGAAGUGUACAAGGGCGAAUGGAGGAACGGCUUUCGAUGUGGCCGGGGCGUGUGCUACUACGCCAACGGAGGCGUGUACUCGGGAUUGUGGGACCGCGACGAGUGCGUCGGCCGCGGCGUCUUCAUCUCGAGCGUCGGCGAAAAGUACAUUGGCGAGUGGCAACACAACCUCAAGCAAGGCCGUGGCAAGUACAUCUUUGCGAACGGCGACGUGUUUGACGGGUCGUUCGUCGACAACCGCGCCACUGGCCUCGGCGUGUACCGCUUUGCGACCACGGGCGACGUGUACACAGGGCCAUGGCGGCACGACCGGUUUCACGGCCGAGGGGCGACGUACGUGUGGGCGAGUGGGUCCAUGUACGAAGGCGAAUUCGUCAACGGCCAUAUCGAGGGCCAAGGCCGCAUGACGUACCACAACGGCAAUCGAUACACCGGCAGCUUUGUUCAAGCUCAAAAGCAUGGCUCGGGCACGUUUGAGUGGCCCAACGGGAACGUGUACACGGGGACUUUUGAAUCGGGCACAGUCAACGGGAAGGGCGUGAUGAAGUACUCGAGCGGACACAAGUAUGACGGCGAGUGGAAAGACGAGCGGCGCCACGGACGCGGCACGUUCUGGUAUGCAAAUGGAGACGUGUUUGAAGGCGACUGGGCCGACGACGAGUUUCACGGCCACGGGACGUUCACGUGGCGACCUGGCAGCAGCAUGCAGGAGCAGUACAACGGCACAUGGCAUCGAGGCAUUCGCCACGGCCAGGGGCGGUAUGUGUACUUGGACGGGAAUGUGUACGAAGGCGAAUGGAAGGACGGGCGGCGCGAUGGCCACGGCGUGUACACGUGGGUACAUGGGGACGUGUACAUCGGCGACUUUGCCAAGGACGACCAGCAUGGCCAUGGCAUGGUCACGAACCAGGAAGGAGACGUGUACGAAGGCGGGUGGGCGCACAACAUUCGAUCGGGGGCAGGCGAAAUUCGGUACGCGGACGGGGGCGUGUUUGUCGGGACGUUUUCGAAUGGCGUCCGGCACGGGCACGGCGUGAGGACUUACCCCGAUGGAAACUCGUAUCGUGGGCUGUGGCUCGACGACAAGCGACAAGGCGGGGGCAUCUAUACCUUUCACGCCACGGCGUCCGACAAGAUCAAGCUCAAGGUGUUUGGGUACUGAUCGUGAUUUCAAACAGACGUGUCAAGUGUGCGAUUGUGUGCCUUGACAUGCGCCAACUAAGCGCCAAGGCGGGAGGUCCAAGAGGCUGGGCGGGCUCCAUGGAGCGCUGGCGUGUCGCGCGGUCACCUUGUUCACCCAUCGCUGAACGCAUAGCCUCUUACAUGCUUGAUGCGAG